AUGUGCGGCGCCUGCGCCCCGGGCACCUUCCAAGACAACACCCGUUCCUCAUCGUGCAAGACGUGCCGCUCGGGCACGGCCAACCGGUCGUCGGGCGCGGACUCCUCCUCCGCGUGCCGCGAGUGCGCCCCGGGCACCUUCAGCGAGGAGGGCGACGCCCGCUGCACCAUGUGCCCCACCGGCCAGUUCGCCUCCGGCCGCGGCUCGACUAGGUGCCAGACCUGCCCCUCCGGCACCUUCUCCGACAAGACUGGCUUGACCAACGUCGCCAUGUGCAUGCCGUGCCCCAAGGGAACCUCCAGCACCCGCAGGAGGGAGACCUGCAACGCGUGCCCCAGCGGCACCUUCCAGGACCGUACCGGCUCGUCAAACUGCCAGAGGUGCCCGCGCGGUACCUUCUUCAGCGGCACCGGCGCCACCGGCAAGGGCGCCUGCAACGCGUGCCCGCUGGGCACCUUCAGCUCUGGCGGCGCCGACGAGUGCUCCAGCUGCCGCGCGGGAACGUACCAGGACGAGCGCGGCAAGGAUUCGUGCUUCCGCUGCCCGGCGGGUACCUUCAAUGAGGAUGAGCGCGCCACCAGCCGCUCGCAGUGCCGCGCGUGCCCCAAGGGCAGCAUCAGCGGCCUCGGUGCGAACCGCUGCCGCCCGUGUUCGGCCGGACGCUUCCAGGACCGCGAGGGCGCCGCGUCGUGCCUGUCGUGCCCGCGAGGCACCUUUAGCAACGAAAUUGGACUCGCGGACAUCUCCCAGUGCACACUGUGCCCGCGCGGAACCUUUAACCAGCAGGAAGAGGCACGCGCGUGCUCCUCCUGCCCCGAAGGCCGCUUCCAGGACACCGAGGGCGCCAGCUCGUGCAAGCUGUGCCCGGAGGGUACCUUCAGCACCCGCGUCGGGCUCACCUCGCUCAUGCAGUGCCAGCCCUGCCCGCGCGGCACGUUCAGCCGCUCCGGUUCCCGCGCGUGCACUGCAUGCCCCGUUGGGACCUUCCAGGACGAGACGGUGUCGGCCAUGUGCAAGAACUGCCCGGCGGGCACCGCCGGCAGCCGGACAAGCGCCACGGAGGCGGAGCAAUGCCGCCCGUGCGCGCGCGGCACGUUCAGCCGCGCCGGCUCAUCUACGUGCACGGACUGCCGCGUCGGCACGUUCCAGGACCGCAAGGGGGCGUUCGGCUGCGCCAGCUGCCCCGCGGGGACGUUCAACAACCGCGUGGGCGUGAUGUCGCGCGCGGGCUGCACGGCGUGCCCCAAGGGGACGCGCUCUAGCGACGAAGCGCGUUCGUGCGACGCGUGCCGCGAGGGCCAGUUCCAGGACCGCGUCGGGUCCUCCGUCUGCAAGUCGUGCCCGGAGGGUACGUUCAGUAACCUGCUCGGGCUGACGGGGAUCGGACAGUGCCGCGACUGCCCCAAGGGUACAUUCAGCGGGUCCGCCGAGCGCAUCUGCGAGCCGUGCCGCGUGGGCUUCUACCAGGACCAGGCGGGCUCCAGCUCUUGCCUCGCGUGCCCGGCCGGGACGUUCAGCAACCGGCUCGGGCUGACGGCUGUGUCACAGUGCACAAAGUGCCCGCCGGGGACGUCGAGCUCGUCCGGUCGGACGUCGUGCACACCGUGCCGUUCGGGAUCGUUCUCCAGCGAGCAAGGAUCUCCGUCGUGCAGGCCGUGCCCGCGCGGGACGGCGAGCGACGCGGUCGGGGCGCGGUCGAUGUCGGCGUGCCGACGGUGCCCCAAGGGGACGCGCAGCUUCGGCGGGUCCAGCAGCUGCAGUGCGUGCGGGCAGGGCGAGUUCCAGAACCAGCGCGGACAGGGCGAGUGCAAGCCGUGCCCCAAGGGAACGUUCAGCACGGGACGCAUGGAGACGAGCAUUGCGGCGUGCAGGCCGUGCGCCGCGGGGACGUUUGUCAACUUCGAGGGCAGCACCAGGUGCGAGCCGUGCUUCGGCGGGACGUUCCAGAACCAGACCGGGGCGCAAUUCUGCGAGGAGUGCCCCGCAAACACGUUCAGCAUCGCCAGACGCGGAAAGUCGCCCAACGUGUGCAGGUCGUGCCCGGGUGGCACUACCAGCGACCCGGGGUCUACCCGCUGCGAAUAGAGAGAGAGGGAGAGAGAGAGAGAUGGACGUGGUGGUGACGACGAUGACAAUGACGAUAGUGACAUUGUAGACAUGUGCGCGCAGAUAGCGCAUUGAUAAAAAAGAGCUGGCGACAUCUCUGGCCCGCGACAUCUACCCCGGGGUCCACCCGUUCCACCGGUGGGGCCGUUCCACGCUCCCCAUUAGCACUGUG
This is a messenger RNA of Chondrus crispus (carragheen), 2278 nucleotides long. RefSeq lists its product as hypothetical. The record is from RefSeq and is a predicted model, not a curated record. NCBI's taxonomy places the organism in Eukaryota, Rhodophyta, Florideophyceae, Gigartinales, Gigartinaceae. The transcript is spliced from 2 exons. Bases 1 to 2085 code for a protein of 694 amino acids.